CACCUGGGGGAGUACCUCUUUCACGAGUACCACCACUACCACCGCAAUGAGCGCCUCUACGUGAAGGUGGAACGCUGGAAGGUGACCAAAAGCAGUUGUGAAGAUAGUAAUGAAGAGGAAAAGGAGGAUAAGGAGAAAGAAGAAAAAGAUGAGGAAACGGAAGUGGCGGCUGAGGAAACCAAAACCGACAAGGAUGAUGAUGAUGAUGAUGAUAUGGAGCUGAGCGAGAGCGAGAAGGAGCUCAAAAUUCAGUCUUUAGGCGCCCUUAUAGCUCGAAAGGAAGUCGAGUUGCUGGAGCUGAUGCAGCGAAAGCUGAAGUGGUUCGAGGAAAACGCCUCCGAGCUGCUUGACAAAAUAAAGGCCUGGGAAGAGGCAAAUCAGGAUAACAUUGACAAUAAUAGCGACAAUGACAACACUGAGGAGCAGCAGCAGCAGCAGUCAUCGCAACCU
Rhagoletis zephyria (snowberry fruit fly) is the source of this 450-nucleotide messenger RNA. Its product is annotated as nucleolar protein 12-like. Lineage: Eukaryota; Metazoa; Arthropoda; Insecta; Diptera; Tephritidae. The record is from RefSeq and is a predicted model, not a curated record.